Messenger RNA from Adineta ricciae, 2367 nucleotides. Lineage: Eukaryota; Metazoa; Rotifera; Eurotatoria; Adinetida; Adinetidae. The record is from the annotation of a GenBank genome assembly.
AUGACACAUUCAUUUAUUGAGGAUCCGGAUUUUGAUGAUGAAGAUGAUGAAAAUGAAGAAAACUAUCGACGAUUACUGAAAAGAUCUGGAUCAUUGCCACCAUGUGAUUCUUCGAUCUUACCGGCUUCGUCGUUCUCAAAUCGAUGUAGUCUAUGCUCGCGAGAAGAAGCGGAAAAUGUUUUGAAAAACUCAAGGGGAGUCAGUCCGGGCUACUUUUUAGUUCGUCCAAGUGCUCAUUUGAAUCAUCCGUAUUCACUUAGUGUUCUAACAAAUAAAAAGCAAAUUUAUCAUUUUCAAAUUGGUUACAUCGCGAAUAAAUACGUUCUCGGACCUCUUCAAGCAAUUGAUCUGGCCAAAUCAAAAAGAUUUUCCACGCUGAGUGAUUUUCUCCAAUGGUUUUCCACGCAUCCCAUUCAAUUUCAAGAUGAUAAUCAGAAAGAUCAUUCGGUUUUAUUACAAUUAUGGGUUUUCAUCAGUACCAUCGACAUUUGUCUUCAUCUUUCAUCUUCAACAAGUGAUUAUUCAUUGAUCGAUAUGAUGCUCAAUACGAGUAACGUUGCACAUUCAAUUCUCGCCGAAGAAGUUGACAAUUGCAAUAGUAAUAAUAACAAUAACAAUAGUUUAUUGCUCAAUGAUCUCUCAUUUCAUAAUGAUGAUAUGAUUACGAAUGGAUCAUUACAUUGUGGAGUUUACGAUACAACGGUAUUCGACGUGCUCAAAGUCGAUCCUGAAGAUUUUGCUUCACAAAUCACAUUAAUGGAUCUUCCAGUAUUCAAGGCUAUAGCUCCAGAUGAAUUAACAAGUUGCGGUUGGAGUUCGAAAGCCAAACUUGAAAAAGCCUUUCAUAUUGUUCAAUUUACUCGUCGAUUCAAUCAAGUUAAUUUCUGGGCUCAAGGUGAACUUCUACGUGCUGAUAUUUUAAAAAAUCGUACUGAAAUUUUAUCCCAUUUUAUUCGAGUUGCGAAGAAACUUUUCGAAUUCAAUAAUAUCAACGCAUGUAUGGCUGUUGUGAUGGCUCUCCAGAGUGCACCGAUAUAUCGUUUACAAAAAACUUGGGCGGGCCUUAGUAAACGUGAUCGAACAACAUUCUCAAAUCUCAAAGAAUUCGUCUCAGCAAAUGAAAACUGGAAACGACUAAGACAUCAUUUAACAAAUACUAAAUUACCAUGUAUUCCAUAUUUAGGAAUUUAUUUAACUGAUCUCAUUCGCAUUGACACUCUACAUCCGCACGGCGGAGGACUCGAAACCAAUCAACGUAAAAACGCGAUGAAUAAUAUCUGUCGAGUCAUAUCCGAAUUUCAGCAAUCAACUUACGAAUUUCUCCGACCUAUUGAAUGUGUACAAAACUAUCUAGGGACUGUACGGUACAUGGAAGAACUGCAAACAUUUGUUGAAGAUCAAAAUUUCAAACAAUCGUUAGCAAUUGAACCUGAUCUGAUCAAUGCUGAUCAUUCCGAUUCGCACUAUGAACGUACACCGAAGAAUUUAGAAAAAUCAGCAUCAUUCAAAGUCUCACAUGCCGACAACCAUUCAACUUGUUCACAUCGACGAACUCUGAGCGACUACAAUCAUUCAAAUGGUUUAUCUUCGUCGAGUAAAUCAGCCACAUUACCAUGUAGAACACAUGAAAAGAAAAGUUUGCUAGACGACAGUGUGCUAGGCGAUUGUAUGACAGAAGAAACUCGAUCUAGUACUGAUUCCAAUGAUUCAUGCGAAGAAGCAAUACGUAAAGCAAAAGAAUACAUAAAGAACAGUGGAAAACACCAUCACAUUGCACAAGGCAUAUCCGUUUCUUUAUCAUCACUGUCAAUGAGAGAACCGUUAAAUCCACACAAUGAUCCAUUGGUAACAUCAAAUUUCAACUUCGAAGGUUCGUUGCAACGCAAAUGUCUUCUAAAGAACUAUAAAAAACCCACGAUAACUAAAUGGAAAAAAUAUUGGGUAGCGAUCUGCGAACAUUUACUCUUUUUCCAUAAACAAAAGCCAUUCAUAAUGACAUUGCAUAUGCGCUUACAUCGCUCACAUCGACAGACAGCAAUGAAUAAUGAUAGUGAUAAUGCUUCAUCGACACAAUCUGCACCUGCAUUGCUAAAUACAUCAUCUACGCGAACAUUGAUCGAAUCCGAACGCUUAUUCUAUCGACAAAAUCCGACGAAAUGUCAAUCAAUAUCUGACUGGUUGAUUGUUCUCAGUCAAACAAGAAAUCGCAAUGAAAUUCAACUGAGUGAUCUCAAUCGAGGAUCGAUGUAUAAAUUCAAAUUUGAAAAUGCAGCUGUAGCAAAUAUCUGGUUCCAACGUUUGAAAGAAGCAUCUACAUUUAAACAAAACAACGGUCGACGUUCGGAAAAUCUAAUUGCAUUGGAUUGA